Molecule: messenger RNA, 1074 nt
Organism: Colletotrichum acutatum
Lineage: Eukaryota; Fungi; Ascomycota; Sordariomycetes; Glomerellales; Glomerellaceae
Exons: 1
Coding region: 227-751 (174 amino acids)
Source: RefSeq, a predicted model, not a curated record
UGAUGAAAAGUCAGCAACCAGGAGAAGACCGAGGAAGACGUAUUGCAAGGAGGACCUAUAGGGGGGUUGCCGGAUGGUGGGGUGGGCGAACACUUGGCGGGCCGGCGUUUGAGAUUGAACGUUUCUGAUGCUCCGAAUCUGACUGGCCGACUGGACCAGCAAAUUGCAAGGCAAGACAUGGAGUUCCAGGUCUCCUGCCCAGCCAGCCGGCCGCGUUAAGAGGAAAAUGGUCCGGCUACGGCCACCAGCAUGGUUCUGUGCCCUGUGCUCGGGCUUUCCUGGGGGAAUCGGAGCGCCUCCUCGAACACCAUCAACCUCGAUGCUCACCGUUGAACCCCAUCAACGCCGGUCGCACCCUAGCUUGUUGCCAACGCGGAACCUGCGUCGACCCGCACUCGCGGAUCGCCAUAACGGUGGUAUGCCGCAUAACCACCAGAUGCAGAUAUCAACGGCGAGAUUAUCGGAAAAGAGGAGGUUUUGGAGAAACGGAGACAACCAAGGGAACGGAGUUACGAACCACACAUUGUGUCCACCAAUCCACGAUUCGACUCUGGCGCCGUUCAACGGUUACUUGGCAGGCCUUGGCUUAGUCCGUCACCCAGGCCAUGAAUCCAUCCAUACGCAGAAGGGAUUUGAAAUUAAGGUUGAGAACAUUCACCGUGGCACAAGAGCGCCCGUCUCCCAGCUUAAGUCGAGACAUCGAUGCGUGUCUGGUACGGCUGAAGCAUCUGAUGUCUUGAUGAUGAGCUAGAACUCAGCGUGCGAUGGCUCCCGCAAGCCUCAGACCGAAUUGGUGCAAUUAUUGCUCCUCUCGGAAACCUACGUCUGCAGAGUACCUAACCCACGCAUAGCGGACAGUUUACCCUUGAGACAACAAAUCCAUGGACCAAUGUGGCACUCAGACUCGUCCGGUCACAAGUGGCAUGUCUCAACAUGUUGCGAUUCAGAAGUUCGCCCCAUCAUGUCCGUCUGCGUACGCAUCUGCCCGUUUACCACCGGGGCCGUCUUGUCGACCGACGGGGUCCUGUUCUGCUCCAAUGCGGGAAACAACUUUGAAACAAGCCCUGCGAGACA